Messenger RNA from Pelobates fuscus (common spadefoot toad), 2234 nucleotides. It is a transcript of the gene RER1, whose product is annotated as retention in endoplasmic reticulum sorting receptor 1. The transcript has 7 exons. Lineage: Eukaryota; Metazoa; Chordata; Amphibia; Anura; Pelobatidae. Bases 131 to 721 code for a protein of 196 amino acids. Gene Ontology annotation, cellular component: Golgi membrane. Gene Ontology annotation, biological process: protein retention in ER lumen; retrograde vesicle-mediated transport, Golgi to endoplasmic reticulum. The record is from RefSeq and is a predicted model, not a curated record.
GGAGAGGGCAUCGAUCGACCGCUCGGCUCUCUGCUGCUUCCGCCUGCCUGCCGGUGGGCUGGGACUGUGACGUGUAGGCUUCUGGAGCUCUCAGCAGUUCCGACUCGGGCAAGAGCAGGCAAGAAACAGGAUGUCGGAAGGGGACAGCAUCGGAGAGUCAGUUCAUGGCAAGCCCUCUGUUGUGUUUCGGUUCUUUUCAAGACUCGGACAGGUUUAUCAGUCCUGGCUAGACAAAUCUACCCCUUAUACAUCUGUGCGAUGGGUGAUGACUCUUGGGCUAAGUUUACUAUAUAUGAUAAGGGUGUAUAUACUACAGGGUUGGUACAUAGUGACGUAUGCCUUGGGUAUAUACCAUCUAAAUCUCUUCAUAGCAUUCUUAUCUCCGAAGGUAGAUCCAUCCUUAAUGGAAGACUCAGAUGAGGGGCCAUCAUUACCCACUAAGCAAAAUGAAGAAUUUCGCCCUUUUAUUAGAAGAUUACCGGAGUUUAAAUUUUGGCACUCUGCUACUAAAGGUAUCGUCGUUGCCAUGGGAUGCACUUUCUUUGAAGCUUUCAACGUGCCCGUAUUUUGGCCCAUUCUUGUCAUGUAUUUUAUUAUGCUUUUCUGUAUCACCAUGAAGAGACAAAUCAAGCACAUGAUUAAAUACAGAUAUAUUCCAUUCACACACGGCAAAAGGAAGUACAAAGGCAAAGAAGAAACCGGGAAGCCCUUCUCCAGUUAAAAGAAACUUAUUGCCCUUUUUGACUUUCUUAUGUAAAAAAUUAAACCAACAAAAAAAAAGAAAAAAAGAUUGUUUUUGAGCCAUUGUAACAAUGCCUUUUGUCAACACAGGUACAGGUGAUUUUAAAAAAAACUGGUAGUGCUUUAUUCCUUUGUGUUUUUUUUUUUCUUUAUUUAAAAAAAAAAAAAAAUAUUUUCUUAUCAUACGUUUUCUCUGUAGGGAGAUCUAAGCAGUCCUCUACGAACAACAUAAAUAGGACUGCUCAUCGAAUUGACGUUUGAGUUUAUUUGCACAUUAAAAUUGGGCAGCUGAGUUCGUACAGGUUUCUGAUGCUAAUUCUGCUUCAUUUACAUGUCAGAAUCUAGCAAACACAGAAUACAGAUUUAAAACACUCGCCUUUUCUCCUGUUUCAUAAUAAGUUUUUUGCGUUGCAUACAUUUUGAUUGAAGCAGCCCCCAAAUCAUAAAAACUGUUCCUCGGUGACUUAAUAUUAACCCCCAUUGUGCUUUCUAAAGUUUGCAAAGAGGAAGGGUGACCUUUUAAACUAAUAAAACACUGUGUAUGUUAAGUUUCAUUUCCUAAAUGACAAUUUGUGAUUAAGUGACAACCAACUUGCAAAAUGUAGGCUUGAUAUUUUUCCAUUAUCCAUUGCUUUGGCCUCAGUUUAGUAAACUGGUUGUCCAUUAAGCCCAACCUAUUGUUAUAAUGAAUAAAUCCUAUAAUGUAAUGCUGGUGUACAUUCUAGGAGACUAUGAAAUGUUCGAUGCAUGUUUUGGACACACAUUUUAAAGAAACUAUCUUCGGAUUUAGGCCAAGUCAAGUAAUAAUGUGCAUUCAGUCUGGUGCACACUAUUCACAUGCCAGUAAUCAGAUUGUUUAAAAUAAAUAUUAAAACAACAAACACUACCAACCUGAACUUUCAUUAAAAUUCUUAUUUAAAUGCCAUUGAAGCCAUAUUUUUUUUUUUUUAAUUUUUUGAAUGUCACUAAGGAUGUUUCCCCAUCACAUGAUUUAACUGCAUUAUCAAAUAUACAAUACAAUCACACAUAUAUAUUAAUAAAGGGACACUAUAGUCACCAAAACAACUUUAGCUUAAUGCAGCCGUUUUGGUGUAUAGAACAUGCCCCUGCAGUUCAAACCUCUGCCAUUUAGGAGUUAAAUAACUUUGUUUAUGAACCCUAGUCACACCUUCCUGCAUGUGACUUGCACAGCCUUCCAUAAACACUUCCUGUAAAGAGUCAUGUAAAGUGUAUCCUUCCUUUAUUGCAAGUUCUGUUUAAUUUAGAUUUUCUUAUCCCCUGCUGUGUUAAUAGCUUGCUAGACCCUGCAAGAGCCUCCUGUAUGUGAUUAAAGUUCAAUUUACAGAGCAAGAGAUAAAAUUGUUUAAGGUAAAUUACAUCUUAUUGAAAGUGAAACCAGUUUUUUUUUUUCAUGCAGGCUGUGUCUAUCAGACUCAGGGGAGGUGUGGCUAGGGCUGCAUAAACAGAAACAAAGUGAUUUAACUCCUAAAUGG